GGGUGAGGGGGGAAGGACCGAGAUGCUGAGGUCCUGCGUAUGGGUUGACUGUCAUGAUGAGGCUUUGCUGUGUGUGGUGGACUCCUGUCACUCUUUCUGGAACCCUUUGGCAAGGGCGAUCUUUCCCUGGAUUCAGGUCGUAGCUCAGUGGAAGAGUGCUUGCCUGCAUGGCUGAGGCCCUGGGUUUCAUCCCUAGCAUUGCAAACAACAACAACAACAAAAAAAAAAACCCACCAGGUAUCCGUAUGCAUUUUGGACUGAGGAUGCACCCAGGAGACAUUUUCCUUAACUGGACUCCUCAUCAUCACUAAGCAAAUUAAGCCAAUAAGGCAUCUUAGGGUCUAGAAGACCCUGGACAGCCUGACAUUGAAGCAGCUCUGCACACAGGAAGAGCCCAGUGGGAGCUGUGGAAGGAUUGCUGCAGGGAUGUGGAUUCAUCCUGAAAAUGCAACAGGAAGCAGGCUCCAUAAAGGCUCGGCUGUGUUGGCGGCCACAGUUCUGCCCUAGGUCUGAGGGCAAGGAAGGAGGUGUGGGGCGGUCCAUCUGUGUGUCCUGGGGGGGAGGGGGAGGAAGAAGAAGGGGUAGGAAGGGUUCCAGAACCUGAGAGCACAAUCCUGAGUGAUCUCACUGCUCAGGAUUCUGGAACUUGGGCUGCCUGAUGGUCCCUAUAUGAAAGAUGUAGUAGGGAAAAGGAGCGACAGCUGGCUAAAGGGGCCCCCCCAGAACCCUCCCCAGCACCCCAGGAGAGCAGCCUCUCUCCCCUGGUCCCACGGUGCCAUGGAGAUGGAGAACACGGCGGCCUCCACCCGGUCCCACCAGCCCCACAUGGAGAGGAAGAUGAGCGCGAUGACCUGUGAGAUCUUCAACGAGCUCCGACUUGAGGGCAAGCUCUGCGAUGUGGUCAUCACAGUCAACGGCUUCGAGUUCAAUGCCCACAAGAACAUCCUCUGUAGCUGCAGCUCCUACUUUAGAGCUUUGUUUACAAGUGGCUGGAACAACACUGAGAAGAAGGUUUACAACAUUCCUGGCAUUUCCCCCGACAUGAUGAAACUAAUUAUUGAGUAUGCGUACACUCGGACCGUGCCAAUCACCCCUGACAACGUGGAGAAGCUGCUGGCUGCUGCCGACCAAUUUAACAUCAUGGGGAUUGUCAGGGGCUGCUGUGAGUUCCUCAAGUCGGAGCUGUGUCUGGAUAACUGCAUCGGCAUCUGCAAGUUCACGGACUACUACUACUGCCCUGAGCUGAGGCAGAAGGCCUACAUGUUCAUCCUGCACAACUUCGAGGAGAUGGUGAAGGUCUCAGCGGAGUUUCUGGAGCUCUCCGUCACUGAGCUGAAGGAUAUCAUCGAGAAAGAUGAACUCAACGUGAAGCAGGAGGACGCUGUGUUUGAGGCCAUUUUAAAGUGGAUUUCUCACGACCCCCAAAAUAGGAAGCAACAUAUUUCAGUUUUGCUUCCUAAGGUUCGCCUGGCCCUAAUGCAUGCUGAGUACUUCAUGAAUAAUGUUAAGAUGAAUGACUACGUCAAAGACAGUGAGGAAUGUAAGCCAGUCAUCAUUAAUGCCCUAAAGGCCAUGUAUGACCUGAACAUGAACGGACCCUCCAAUUCUGACUUCACCAACCCACUCACCAGGCCCCGCCUGCCCUAUGCCAUUCUAUUUGCUAUUGGUGGCUGGAGUGGCGGAAGCCCCACCAAUGCCAUUGAGGCAUACGAUGCUCGAGCAGACAGAUGGGUGAAUGUCACUUGUGAAGAAGAAAGUCCUCGAGCUUACCAUGGGGCAGCCUACUUGAAAGGCUAUGUUUAUAUCAUCGGGGGGUUUGAUAGUGUGGACUACUUCAAUAGUGUUAAGCGUUUUGACCCUGUGAAGAAAACUUGGCACCAAGUGGCCCCUAUGCACUCUAGACGUUGCUAUGUCAGCGUGACAGUCCUCAGCAAUUUCAUCUAUGCCAUGGGAGGGUUUGAUGGUUAUGUGCGUCUCAACACUGCUGAACGAUACGAGCCAGAGACCAAUCAAUGGACACUCAUCGCCCCCAUGCAUGAGCAGCGGAGUGAUGCAAGCGCCACAACACUCUACGGGAAGGUCUACAUAUGUGGUGGGUUUAAUGGAAACGAGUGCCUGUUUACAGCAGAAGUGUACAACACGGAGAGCAAUCAGUGGACAGUCAUAGCACCCAUGAGGAGCAGGAGGAGUGGAAUAGGUGUAAUUGCUUAUGGGGAACAUGUAUACGCAGUAGGUGGCUUUGAUGGAGCUAAUCGACUGAGGAGCGCAGAAGCCUACAGUCCAGUGGCUAACACUUGGCGCACGAUCCCCACUAUGUUUAAUCCUCGUAGCAAUUUUGGUAUCGAGGUAGUGGACGACCUCUUGUUUGUGGUGGGUGGCUUUAAUGGCUUUACCACCACCUUUAAUGUUGAGUGCUAUGAUGAAAAGACCGAUGAGUGGUAUGACGCUCAUGACAUGAGCAUCUACCGCAGUGCUCUGAGCUGCUGCGUGGUACCAGGGCUAGCCAAUGUUGGGGAGUAUGCAGCUAGACGGGACAACUUCACAGGAUUAGCACUGCGAGAUGAAGUAAAGUAUUCCGCUUCGACAAGUACCCUACCUGUAUGAGCCUCUUCAUUUAGCUAAUAAAAAGUCUAAGCAAUAAGAAUUAAUUCUUUUUUUAAAUAAAUGCAGUGUUUAAACUUGUAAGAGUACUGGAAAAUGUUCAACUUAAGGGAAGCAUGGGUUGGAUAAAUGAGGGAGUAAGGAAGAAGGUGAUUAUUUUCAACAGUGCAUAAUUAAGGAAAGAAACACACAGUACAAAACCAGCUCUAGAGAAAUACGUUUAUUGAAAACUUACAUUUAGACAAUUAGUAACUUGAACACGAGCAAGAUAGUUUCAGGAACAUAAACAUAAUAUCUCAGAGUGUUCUAAAUACUACAUCUCCUCUAACAUGAAGGGAGAUAAUAUUGUAUCUUGCACAGGGGCCUGGGUGCCACUAACCCCCCCCCAAAAAAGGCUUAUAAACCAAAUACUUAUUUCACAAAUAACACAACUAACCUCAGCCCAUGGAUGUUAAAAUCUUCAAACACCUAGCAAGUACUGUGUUUCACAGGUGCAGGGAGCAGGAGGGGUAACUGAUUAACAAGUGCUUCAAGGUACCACACUCCUUAGCAAGGGUCACAGAGCAAGCCAAAAGCUCUGUGAGGGUUACAGUGAGCAGUAAUUUGGCUAAGUAAAGUCCUUGCAGCAAAUGACUAUUUUUGUAAAGUUACUGCCAUUGUAUUACAACUCUCAGUAAUUGUUUGGUUUUCCAUGACCAGAACAUAUGCUGUAAGUAUAACAAAAUGGACUUUCCUCAAGAAAAUAACAAAUGGAGUGAUGAGCUGUGCUAAAAUGUUUGAUGGCUAAGAACAGACUGAAUUGUUGCUCAAAUAUUCUAGGCUUGAAGCACCGUAUUUCUCUAGUGUAGGAAGAAUAUUUGUUUCACAACACCAUAUAUGUUCAAAGACAUGAAAUGUGACUAACAUGCUCUUUGCACGUAAGCUUAGUUCGGAAGGUACCAGAAAGAGGUCCUAUAUACUCUUUAUUAGACCGAGUAGCUAAAAUAUGUAACACAGCUGCAGUCUACUUAUAGUGUUGACACUGGAAUCAGGAAGCAGAAAAGGAAUAUUUCAAACACACCACAUGCUAAAGUCAGAGGGGGAAAAGUGUGCACAAGAACUUGCCUAGCAGCUAUGACAGGACUGGAACACAAAAGUGCUCUCUGGCUUUUCAGACUGAGGGUCUGUAUUUUAAAAGCUCAGCAGUUUAAAGAAUUUUUGGUCUCAGAUAUACUACACACAACCUGGUAACCAAAACAUAACUGAUGUCAGUUAAUCUUAAGUGUUCUUACCAAAAAUGUUAAUUUGAACUGGCACAGAGGAGCAAAGCUCUCGGGAUACACAGACUAAUCAUGCAAGUGAUGCUCGCUUAAACCCUAAGCUCACGACUGACAUUCUCAGUCUAAAGGUAGGUAGGAAGGCCCAUUAGGAUGUGGAAGUAGCCUUACUCAGAGUAAUGGACAGUUGUUACUUUUCAGUAUAAUUGAGUCCUCUCUUCCCAACAAAGAAAAAUAAAAGCACUAAAAUAAAGGUUCACUUGAAUACAUUUAAGCUUUUUAAAAGCUAUAUUUUUUAACUGUAUUCAUAAAAGAAAUUUCAUUUACAAAGAGCCACAUUAGACCUGCACAAUUAUCAUUAUAAAUACUGUUAUGUCCAGUUUAAAAUUUCAGAAUGUCAGUCUUGAACAGAUUUAAGCAAAUCUGGUUUCUUUCCUUUCUAACAAGUUAGUCAGAGUAUUUAGGAGACACAAGUUAUGGUGGUGAAGCCACACACGUGAAUUCACAUAUGAAAAUUAGAAACUUGGUAGUCAGGAAAACCUGCACACCAUCAUGCAAGGAAGGACUUACCCCUUCAUUCAGCCAGGGCCUAGGCUGCCUGCUGAGUCAAAAAGACAGUGGUUUCAACCAAGUUUUUAAAACCAGAUUAUACCUAAAUCUUAGGAGUUAUAUUGUCUGCCAAAAGACGGGGGUGGGUGGGUGGGUGGGUGGGUGGGGGGAGACAAAAAGAUGGCCCUAUUAACAACUUUGUGGCGACAGUCCCAAAAUACAAUUCUGGGACCAAAAAGCCAAAAUCAAAAUACAUGACAUUCUCCUGGAGAAAGCUGGCUUCCUGAAGAAAUACUAAAUGACUUGCUUGAACAGUCAGAAACAAAGGCAAGCUUCCUUCAAUAAGCGUCAAGGCUAUUAGCUGCACAGACUUCUUACAACUAAGAAGUGCUUCUCAGAAUCCAAAGGCUUUUGUUAUUAAGGUAACUAGAGAGGGCUGGGAAGCAACCCAGUUGGUAGAGUGUUUCCCUAGCAUGUGCAAGGCCCUGCGUUCAGCUCCCAGCACUUUAAAACCAACCAAUCGAAAGAAACUCAAAGGAUGGAAAUUGAGAAAAAGUGAAGGGAAAGGGGGAGGAUAAUAAUAGAUUCUUUAUGUGGAAAGGACUUGUGGUUCCCAGACUCACUCUAGUCUACGUUAAAUGGUUUUAAAGCAGAUUUCCAACAUCGUUAUUAACCCAUGUCCUGGGCAAGAACACUAAUUUAGAAACUUCAAGAAAAUUAUCAGUACAGAAUCCAAGAGCAUUAAGUGUUAUAGCAAAUAGCCUAAAUUUCUGGUUGUGCUUCUGAUAUUUUAUCACACAAUAAAAAUAAAAAGUUAACUCUGAUGCAACGGGGGAAGCAGAGAUCACUGUUCUUGGACUUUUCUGGAAUGAUACUCCAGAAUGUGUGAGAAAGCAAAGACAUUCUUAAAGAAAUGGAAGAAAAUAUCGGAUUUACAGUACAAGCCAUCAGGAGUCUUAUUUUAUACUAUUUACGUACUGUUGCUAUUAGUGACUCUUUUGUUGUUGGCUGGUUUGAGGUAGGGUCUCACUAUGUGCCCUAACUAGACUGGUCUCCUGCCUUUGCAUCUCAAGUGCUCAGAUUACAGGUGAGCACUGCCAUACCCAACUUCAACAAGAGCCUUUUUGAAAUUUUUCUUUUUUUUUGGAGCUGAGGAUCGAACCCAGGGCCUUGCACUUGCUAGGCAAGCACUCUACCACUGAGCUAAACCCCCAACCCCGAAAUUUUUCUUUUUAAUUAGGUGUUUGUCUCUGCAUGAAUGCAGGGCACGGGGCCAGAGGCAUCAGAUCCCCUGGAGGUGGAGCUAUAGAGGCUUGUGAGGUGCCUGAAGUGGGUGCUGGGAACCAAACUCACUGGAAGAACAGCAAGUGUUCUUAACUGCUGACCCAUCUCUCCAGCCCCCUGAACAGGAGUUUAUGUUAACUGAGUGUUGAAAGAUUUAGCCUGAAUUAACUUUCAUAAAGCUCAGGAGUAUGUAGAAAGUCAGAAAAAUGGGUAUUCCUUGAUGUAACUUCCUUGAGGUCAAAGUCCAUAAGAGGAUGGGACUUUUCAGUGAUGCCAAUUUUUGAGAAUUAUCCGCACUCCCAAUUGCUCUAUAUAUUGCUUGUGUGUAUGACUAUCCAGAAGUAGUGACUGCACAGGUCUGAUGAAGUCCUUACAACGUCAAGAAGGGGAAAUGGGGCUGGAGAGAUGGCUCAGCGGUUAAGAGCACUGGCUGCUCUUCCAGAGGUCCUGAGUUCAAUUCCCAGCAACCACAUGGUGGCUCACAACCAUCUGUAAUGAGAUCUGGUGCCCUCUUCUGGUAUGCAGGGAUACAUGCAAGCAGAGCACUGUAUACAUAAUAAAUAAAUAAGUCUUUUUAAAAAAAAAAGGGGGAAAUGCCUCUAUUCUGCCAGAGAGCAGUGCUGAUCCAAAUAUUUACGCUCAAGGCAACUGUGUUCUCUAAGCUUGUAAAACCCUUGAACAUGAAGUGAAUACUGAAGCAUGACAAAAAGUAGCUUUACACUGGCUGUCAGUGAAAAUGACAGCUGAACUUUUACUAAAGAAUGCUUAUGGCCGGGCGGUGGUGGCACACGCCUUUAAUCCCAGCACUCGGGAGGCAGAGGCAGGCGGAUCUCUGUGAGUUCGAGGCCAGCCUGGUCUACAAAGUGAGAUCCAGGAAAGGCACAAAGCUACACAGAGAAACCCUGUCUCGAAAAACCAAAAAAAAAAAAGAA
Messenger RNA from Peromyscus californicus insignis, 6622 nucleotides. It is a transcript of the gene Klhl10, whose product is annotated as kelch like family member 10. The record is from RefSeq and is a predicted model, not a curated record. Gene Ontology annotation, molecular function: protein binding. NCBI's taxonomy places the organism in Eukaryota, Metazoa, Chordata, Mammalia, Rodentia, Cricetidae. The transcript is spliced from 5 exons. Bases 670 to 2604 code for a protein of 644 amino acids.